AUGAAAAAUUCUAAUGAUAUCUCUGAACAGAUGGACUUACAAACUGAGGAUACUCUGAUAUCUGAUAUAACUAAUAAUGUUUUUUUAGAAUUAUCUGAAAAUAAACUCAAUAAUGCUCCAAAUUCUGAUGUAUCUUUUGAAAAUAAAGAGAUCAAAUUUCUGAAACAGAUGUAUAAAAAACAGAUUAGAAAUGAAAUAGAACUUCUUUUGAGUAUUAUUAUUAUUGGUCUUGAAGGUGUUAUUGUUAUCAUUCUUAGAGGCAUUAUUAUUAUUGUUCUUGAGAGUGUUAUUAUUAUUGGUCUUGAAGGCAUUAUUGUCAUUGUUCUUGGAAGUGUUAUUAUUAUUUUUCUUGAAGAUGUUAUUAUCAUUGGUCUUGGAGACAUUGCUAUUACUGAUCCUGAGAGUCUUAUUUUUUUUGUUCUUGAUAAUAGUAUUAUUAGUACUCAUUUUUCUUUUCUAAAUAAAAAAAGAUUAUAUUAA
Cetraspora pellucida is the source of this 480-nucleotide messenger RNA. Lineage: Eukaryota; Fungi; Glomeromycota; Glomeromycetes; Diversisporales; Gigasporaceae. The record is from the annotation of a GenBank genome assembly.